Molecule: messenger RNA, 5494 nt
Organism: Castor canadensis (American beaver)
Lineage: Eukaryota; Metazoa; Chordata; Mammalia; Rodentia; Castoridae
Source: RefSeq, a predicted model, not a curated record
CCUACAGCAAUCCUCCUGAUUAGCUAGGAUUACAGAUGUGAGGUACUGGUUCCUGGCUUUAUUUUUUUCUGAGACUGAAUCUUGCUACUAGCCCAGGCUGAUCCUUCCGCCUCAACUUCCCAAGUGCUACCAUGCCCCGAGAUAAGGUUUAUAGAAGGUUAAAGACUGUUGGAGGCAUAGAGAUGUAUCAGUGGUAUUGUUUUUCUGGAUUGUUAACUAUCUCAGCUGCUUAGUGAUGCAGAACUUUGGAGUGGAAAAAGUUUAUUGCGUGUCUCUAUUUAAUGAUGAAUCUCUUUAAUGAUUUCUGUUGCUUCCUGCCUAGUCUUACCUCACUUCCCCCCAACUUUCAGUGCCCCAUCAGCCUCUGUCUGCCAGUAUUCAUGUCAGGGACCCAGCUUGUUUGGCAGUCUGGCUUUAGGGUACAGCUAGAAAACCUUCCUUGAUAGCGCAGUGAGUUUGCAGUUUCUAAGCUGUGGUUUUGGCUAGAGACAUGAAAAAAAAAAACAAAAAACAAAAAACAAAACUUGGACAUUAAGCAGAAUAUUGAGGAUGAGAAAAGGAUAUGCUUAAAAUAGAUCUCAUGUGCUUCUGUUUAGCUACACAGUAAUUCGUAAAACGUGGAAGGGGGGGGGAUUGAACCCAGGGCCUCUUCCACAGAGCUCCACUGCCCAGCCCCUAAAACAAAUGGUUUUCUGUAGCUUCAAAGACAAACACACACUUUCCACAUCUUCUCUUUGACUCAUAAGGAAUGUAAAUGCAUGGCUUGCCCAUCUUCACACAUUCUGCGUCUCCAAGGAAGAUACAGUCAUUCUGAAAAGCUGCGGGAUGAAUCACUCUGAAAACUUUUCUUCCUUUGUGCUAAAGUCAUGACUUUGUGGAUAGUGGACUGUCCAUCUCAGUAGUGCCUUUAUUUAACGUCCCUUCUCCUUGGCUCAGUCAACCGAUACGCGCUCAGCACACCCAUUGCACCUCGUUUGUCCCCAGCGGAUUAAUCUGCCAGGAAAACACAGCUAUCUGUAGCCCUCAGGAAACAGCAGGGCGUUCCUGUGAACACCAUCAACACUAUAUUUAGUUAAUAAAAGAACUGCAGAAUAGGAUUGCAAGCAGCUGUGUUUGCUGUUGGCAUGGCGUUCACAGUACCACAAGGCAGAAACAGACCUGUAGAAAGAAAAGGGCGAUGUUCGUCCCUUCAGCUGCCAGUGACCGUCGUCAGUCUUACUCCUGGUGUUUAUCUACUUUUCUGCGGUCAGUGGGGCUCUGAGACGAUUCUGUGUAGCACGCAUUUGAAGGCAGUAAUUUUGGAUGUGAAACUUGGAGGCAGGUAGGAGGGAAAUGGAAAGUCUGAAAUGAGACCUGCCUGAUGGCUUCACUUACAUCACAGGUGGUUUGUGGCCUUGAGCGUGGACAAGGCCACAAGUGGUACUUUUCUCCUUGUUGCUUUAGUUCCUGCCUCUUCAGCAUUUCCCAAAACUAGGGUACAACUAACCCUUUUACUGGAAACUUUUCUGCCUGGAGAGGGGAAAAAAAAAUUCUUCUGUGUCCAAAGAAAUGGGAUGGAAAUUGAAAGUAAGUGCCAGGAUGUCUCACUGAAAUAGGGCCGUUAGAAAGAGGGAAGGAAAUAAUUUUGUUUCUGAUUAAGAGCAGAAGGGCAAGUUGAGAGACUAGUGUGGCUGAAGGGAGUUGAUCACCUGUGCCAGUCUCGAACCCCCACACUCCAAGACUCCAGUACAAUAGCCUUUAAGUGUUCUUUGAGUCUAUAUCUUUUAAAAAAGUUUUUGAUCUAUAUUUUUAAAACAGUAUUUGCUGUAUAGCCUGCUUACUUGUCUUUGAAACCACAAAGAGACGACCCCUCUGCUUGAAGGUUCUUGUUUCUGAGAUUUUCUUUACUGAAAUCUCAGCUAACACAUUCCUUUUCUGUCAGGGCAUACUUAAAAUGAUUUUGUGGGCUUAAUCUGAGUGUUUCAUUUGUUCUUUGUCUGCAUGUGUCACUGAGUAUGUGGAUGUCUGUGGAUCUUCUACCCCGAGUAAGAUGGUUUCAGCAUAUAGAACCAGCUCUUAAAACUGGACAGUCUCUAAAACAAGAAAAUUAGAAAAAUAAGAAGGGCUCUGGAUGUAGCUCAGUGGCAGAGUACUUGCCUAGGGUGGACAAGGCCAUGGGUUUGAUGUCCAGCACCCCCUUCACACACACUCACAUGCACACUAAAAGAGAACUGGGCAGGUUUCCUGCUGCCCUCCCCUGGAUGCAGCGGCAGCCUGGGAAGCUAACUGGUGUGGUCUUCAUUCACGAACUUGCCCUUGAAGGUGCUUCAUGCAUUACUCUGAUCUCCACCCUCACUCAUGUCACCUCUAUUUUUCCCCUCCUCUUGGCCUUUCUAGAACCUUUGGGCCAUUUUGUCCUGACUUUUCUUCUAGUCCAUCCUUUAGGUUAUUAACUUCUGGUUCAAAGCCCUUUGUCACCAUCUUUAGUCAAAAUCACACUAGGCAGUAUUUGUGUCAUUAGCCUAAACCCUAAACUUCCUAGUAGCCUGUUGUCCUAUCACCUCUGGUUGGUUGCAGGUGCCAUGUGGUCACAAAAGUUAAAGACAUAGUCGAUCAUCACAUGCUUCCAAUUGCGGACCACUGCUUAUUGCCACCAAGGUGAACUCUGUCUCUGUCUGGUUGUCUGGUUUGAAUGCCUUAAGCUCAUUCUAAUCUCAUUAUAAUGAUAAAAACACAUUCACUGGCGCCAUGACAGAUCCAGUCAUGCCCACAUGAGGGAAGAGGAGACACCCUGAUUCCUGGAAAUCAUGAUGUCAGCUUGCAUACCACGCCCCCUUCUGACCUAGUUCUUGCCACUAGACCCUAGACCUGCACCCAGAAGAUACCUUAGAGUAUGACCUCCCCUUCGAUGUCCUGUGACUGUUGAAUAAAAUCUCCUGCCUGCUCCCAGCAUAGCAUGCUUAUUUAGGAACUGUUCUGAGAAAGAGAAAGAACUUAAAGAUCUGCACCGUUUACUAAGCUGCAGAGGUCAGUGCAUGGGCUUCAAAGCAUUUCUUGCUCUGCUCCUUAGUAAGGUCCUAACAGUUUAUCUCUUUGCUUUUCCUCCCCGUCACCUGUGCUUUGGCACCCCAGCAGCCAAAAACAUUUGGCCGUGCUUACUUAAUUUGGGCUGACUUCCUAGAGGACAACAUAGCCAAUGUUGACAUGACAGAGUCCCUUGUCUUGUGUUUUCUCUCGUGGUCUAAUUUGAAAUGUGCUCUAGCUUGGAAAGUCUUCUUGGUGUUUAGAAGUUUGAAAGUGACCCAGAAAAUUGCUUUGAUGAUACUGGAAUGUCCUUUGAAGCUUUAGAGACCGUUAGCUUGUGGAGCUGACAACGUGCAUAACAUUUGUCUUUAAAUGAAAAAGAAGUUUAAAAAGUAAUAACCACACCCCUACAUUUGCUUGACAGAUGGCAGAGAAAAAAAAAAUCUUCCUGUCUUUACCUUGACCAGACUUCUGGGAGGUUAGUUUGCAUGAAAACUUCAACGUGGUAAUGUGGACAGCUUGAGAAUUGCAACUCAAUCACUUGUCUGGUUUGGAGGUGGAAAAAAGAAACAAUAAGCACACAACUCUGUCGACUUAUUUCACCCCACAACAUACAGAAGCAUGUGUGAUAUGGCCGACUUUCAAGUGAUAUUCUCAUCUCGGGUACAGUUCUUCAGUCUCCAAAUCCUUUCUGUGCACGGUAUUCCCACUUGUACAUACAGAGAGACGGGAGAAGGUCAUUAACUUAUCUUUGGUGAAAGCAAAGAGUAUAGGAUCUAGAACUCCUGGCAUUCAGCCUGCUGCUCUUUUGUCUGUGUUUCUUAAUACUCGCUGUAAUAUUGUACUCAUUGACACAUUUGGAUCAGACUCUCUCAGUAUCAGACACCUUGGGGGCAUCCGGAAAGUCCAAACAGUAGGCUGUGUGUUUGUACUGUGGAUCAGUGACCAGGUGGGUGAUAGAAUCUACUUGCAAUUGGAAUUUUGCAGAUAAGCUGAAGAUAGUAUGUGGAAUUGGAUCCAGCCACCAUCACCUGGAAAGAGCAGACUACUGACAAUAUUAGGCAGCUAAAUCUUGGUUUCUGGAAGCCAAAUAUAUAUGGUCUACACGGUCUCUGUUGUUAUCUGCUCCAAUCUGUGUGUUUGUUUAGAUCAUCAUCAGCGGCAAGUUUGUUUUGUAAUCUCUCUCUUCCUAACAUCUGCUGGCGGUCUGCUUUGAAGAACUGACAGAGCACAAUGGAGGAAGAGGUGUUUGCUUAAUGGCAAAGACGACAGACUUCUUUGCCUCUGUCAUCUUGAACCCUAACUUCUUGCCUUAAAUUACAAAAUCGGACAGCUGUACAUGAUCAGCAAGCACAGCCAUGAGCAGAGCGACCGGGGAGAAGGGGUGGAGGUCGUCCAGAAUGAGCCCUUUGAGGACCCUCACCAUGGCAAUGGGCAGUUCACCGAGAAGCGGGUGUAUCUUAACAGCAAACUGCCUAGUUGGGCUAGAGCUGUUGUCCCCAAAAUCUUUUAUGUGACUGAAAAGGCUUGGAACUAUUAUCCCUACACAAUUACAGAAUAUACAUGCUCCUUUCUGCCGAAAUUCUCCAUCCAUAUAGAAACCAAGUAUGAGGACAACAAAGGAAGCAAUGACCGCAUUUUUGACAAUGAAGCCAAAGACCUGGAGAGAGAAGUUUGCUUUAUUGAUAUUGCUUGUGAUGAAAUUCCAGAACGCUACUACAAAGAAUCCGAGGAUCCUAAACACUUCAAGUCUGAGAAGACAGGUCGGGGACAGUUGAGGGAAGGCUGGAGAGAUAGUCAUCAACCCAUCAUGUGCUCCUACAAGCUGGUGACCGUGAAGUUUGAGGUGUGGGGGCUUCAGACCAGAGUGGAACAAUUUGUGCACAAGGUAAGUGAUCAAAAGCGGUUCCUGAGCCUCGGACAAGGUCACUGCCUUUAUUGGCAAGUUAGAGUACAUGAUGUCCAAACAGUGGGAGCCAGUAACAGGUAACUAUCUAGAAAACACUUUUGGGGGUGAAGAUGCAUUUUCUCUGUGGGCUUCAUUUUCUCCUGCUACAAGAUACAGAUGUUUUGCACCCCACCUCUCAUUCCAUGACCUCCAUCUCUAUCGGGUGAGUAUAUCUGGGAAGCGGGGCUUUCAGAAUGUACCUCUCACCUUGGCAUCUGGCUAAUGUACUUGCAGGCAGAGGCUCUUGGGAAGAGGCCAGGCAGCUUAUCUGUGUGCACAGCUCCUGGGGCUAAUUCUCGCUCAGAAGAUCUUGCAGACGUAGGCAGCAAAAGUAGACGAUGCCUCAAGAGACAGAACAAGAACUCCUUGUCGUCCCGUUGGACAGCACACCUCAGCACUUCUGCUCACUUCAUAAUUGUUACAGGAUUACUAACAGCCACAAAAUGUAGAUUUCAAAGGCGCACUCAUUUUGAGGCAGGGACCUGCUUUUUGACAACUUCAGUUCCCUCGGGGUUUCUAACAUGAUUCUUUCCCACAUGACUC